AAAAUCCCCAUAGGGGUCCCCGAAACCCAUUUAGGGCAUCUGGGGGACCCCAAAAUCCCCAUAGGAGACCCCAAAAGCCAUUUAGAGCAUCCGGGGGGACCCCAAAAUCCCCAUAGGAGACCCCCAAAAGCCAUUUAGGGCAUCCGGGGGACCCCAAACCCCCUAUGGGGACCCCAAACCUCCUAUGGGGACCCCAAUAUCUGGGACGUCCCCCCUUUAUUUUUUGGGGGGGUCCAGUUGGGGUGGGGUCCUGGUGGCCCCGCCCCCCCCAAACCCAAGGGCGGGGCCCCCCCCGUCCUCCUCUUGCGUCCGUCUGUCCGUCCAUCCGACAGCGACACCACGGCUCCAGUCGCUGUGUGUCCCCCCAUGGAGUUCAUGGCAUUGGGGGGGCCGGAGGGGGUCCCCCCUUUUCCGGACGAGGCCGGAGCUUUCCUGAGCCUCGGGGGGGGCGAAGGGCUGGAGCCGGGGGGGCUGCUGGGGCCCUACCCCCCCCCAGGCCGUUUGCCGCUGCCCUGGGCCGAAGGGGGUUCUGUGGGUUCCCCCCCGUGGGCCCCCCCAGAGCCCCCCCGAUUCCUGGAGCUGCUGCAGCCCCCCCGCAGCCCCCCCCCCGCCCCACUGCCGCCCCCCAGCGCCGCCCCACCCUGCGAGGCGCGGGAGUGCGUGAACUGCGGGGCGACGGCGACGCCGCUGUGGCGCCGGGACGGCACCGGCCAUUACCUGUGUAACGCCUGUGGGCUCUACCACCGCCUCAACGGCCACAACCGACCCCUCAUCCGCCCCAAGAAGCGCCUGCUGGUGAGCAAACGCGCCGGCACCGUGUGCAGCAACUGCCAAACCAGUACGACGACGCUGUGGCGCCGCAGUCCCCGCGGAGACCCCGUCUGUAACGCCUGUGGGCUCUACUACAAACUGCACCGGGUCAAUCGCCCUCUAACGAUGCGCAAAGAUGGGAUCCAAACUCGGAACCGGAAAGUUUCAUCCAAAGGGAAGAAAAGACGCCAAGGAGGGGGUGUCUCCAUGCCGGGGGGGGGUUCAGAAGCUAUGGGGGGUCCCCCUUUGCCCCCCCAAAACCCCCAAAACCAACAACAACCCCCCCAAAACGAUGACCCCACCGCUAUUUACGCCCUCGGACCCCUCGUCCUUUCGGGACAUCUUCUGCCAUUCCCGAGUUCCGGAAGCUUCUUUGGAGGGGGUGGAGGAGGAGGGGGGGGGUUUAUUGCCCCCCCCACCCCCGUGGGGGCUCCCCCAGGUCUGAGCCCCCAAAUUUAA
Molecule: messenger RNA, 1269 nt
Organism: Cuculus canorus (common cuckoo)
Lineage: Eukaryota; Metazoa; Chordata; Aves; Cuculiformes; Cuculidae
Gene: GATA1
Product: GATA binding protein 1
Exons: 6
Coding region: 367-1269 (300 amino acids)
Biological process (GO): negative regulation of transcription by RNA polymerase II; positive regulation of transcription by RNA polymerase II; cell fate commitment
Molecular function (GO): DNA-binding transcription factor activity, RNA polymerase II-specific; RNA polymerase II cis-regulatory region sequence-specific DNA binding; zinc ion binding
Source: RefSeq, a predicted model, not a curated record